AGCCUCUAAGAAAGGUUCCCUAGCAAGCCACCGCUUGGUUGCAUCCAUGCGUACCCCUGUGCACUCUCGCGCUGAGCCAGACUCUGCGUGCAGAAAUGAAAUAGGCAGAGCCUUUGUUCUCAAAGAACUCGGGCUGAAACGGAAGGCGGGUAUUUCUGCUGGAGCAGAGUCCGAGCAGCUGUAGAGAGAGGCGCAGACUGCUGUGGGGCACGGCCUUGGAAGGGAGGGGGCGUGCUAUCGAGAAAUGCUCUUCCUGGGAAGCUGAGAAGGGGCAGGCACAGCGUGCAGAUGGGUGUGCAGUGGAGAGGGCCAGCUGAAAUAUCGAGCAGAGGACCAAAAUCGAUGAUCUCCUUGGCUGGUGGCUUACCAAAUCCAAACAUGUUUCCUUUUAAGACUGCUGUAAUCACUGUAGAAAAUGGAAAGACCAUCGAAUUUGGAGAAGAGAUGAUGAAGAGAGCACUUCAGUAUUCUCCGAGUGCUGGAAUUCCAGAGCUUUUGUCCUGGCUUAAACAGUUACAAAUAAAAUUGCAUAAUCCUCCUACUGUCCAUUACCCACCCAGUCAAGGACAAAUGGACCUAUGUGUCACAUCUGGCAGCCAACAAGGUCUUUGUAAGGUGUUUGAAAUGAUCAUUAACCCUGGAGAUAAUGUCCUCCUAGAUGAACCUGCUUAUUCAGGAACUCUUCAAAGUCUGCACCCACUGGGCUGCAACAUUAUUAAUGUUGCCAGUGAUGAACAUGGGAUUGUUCCAGAUUCCCUAAGAGACAUACUUUCCAGAUGGAAACCAGAAGAUUCAAAGAAUCCCCAGAAAAACACCCCCAAAUUUCUUUAUACUGUUCCAAGUGGCAACAACCCUACUGGAAACUCAUUAACAAGUGAACGCAAAAAGGAAAUCUAUGAGCUUGCAAGAAAAUAUGAUUUCCUCAUAAUAGAAGAUGAUCCUUACUAUUUUCUCCAGUUUAACAAGUUCAGGGUACCAACAUUUCUUUCCAUGGAUGUUGAUGGACGUGUCAUCAGAGCUGACUCUUUUUCAAAAAUCAUUUCCUCCGGGUUGAGAAUAGGAUUUUUAACUGGUCCAAAACCCUUAAUAGAGAGAGUUAUUUUACACAUACAAGUUUCAACAUUGCACCCCAGCACUUUCAACCAGCUCAUGAUAUCACAGCUUCUACAUGAUUGGGGAGAAGAGGGUUUCAUGGCUCAUGUAGAUAGGGUUACUGAUUUCUAUAGUAACCAGAAGGAUGCAAUAUUGGCAGCUGCAGACAAGUGGUUAACUGGUUUGGCAGAAUGGCAUGUUCCUGCUGCUGGAAUGUUUUUAUGGAUUAAAGUUAAAGGCAUUAAUGAUGUAAAAGAACUGAUUGAAGAAAAAGCCGUUAAGAUGGGGGUAUUAAUGCUCCCUGGAAAUGCUUUCUACAUCGAUAGCUCAGCUCCUAGCCCUUACUUGAGAGCAUCCUUCUCUUCAGCUUCUCCAGAACAGAUGGAUAUGGCCUUCCAGGUAUUAGCACAACUUAUAAAAGAAUCUUUAUGAAGAAAUUAAACUAGGUUGGGCAUGGUGGCUCACACCUAUAAUCCCAGCACUUUGGGAGGCUGAGGAGGGAGGAUCACUUGAGCCCAGGAAUUCAAGGCUGCAGUAAGCUACGAUCACACCACUGCACUGUGGCCUGCGUGGCAGAACAAGACCCUGUCUCUUAAAAAAGAGAAAAAAAGAAAUCAAACUAAUCAUGCUGCUCAUGGAUUUUUCCAAUAAAUUUCUUGUUUUGUCAGGAA
Chlorocebus sabaeus (green monkey) is the source of this 1763-nucleotide messenger RNA. The record is from RefSeq and is a predicted model, not a curated record. Lineage: Eukaryota; Metazoa; Chordata; Mammalia; Primates; Cercopithecidae.